Messenger RNA from Corylus avellana, 1652 nucleotides. NCBI's taxonomy places the organism in Eukaryota, Viridiplantae, Streptophyta, Magnoliopsida, Fagales, Betulaceae. The record is from RefSeq and is a predicted model, not a curated record.
UCACUUUCUCGGGAAAAUCCCCUGUUUUCCCACGUUUCAUCGCGAAGAUAGAGAUAGAUAGAGCGAGAGGGAUGGAUCCGGAGCAGACGUUCAUACGCGUGCAAGAGAGGUUCUCGCAGAUGCUGAGGCGUUUUACGUUUUCGUCGCCAUCACCCUGUUCUCCAUUCUCGUUGUUAUGCACGCCAAUUGCGUUCAGCAGAUAACUAGUGCAGGGUUGUGGUCACAGAAUGAGUCUGAAUCUAAUGCGAUAGACUUCCCUAAUAUGGAAACUGUGAAGGAGAAAUUAGAAGGGGCAAAUGUGGAUGGAGAUGGAUUGACAUUUUUGGCUAAAUUGGAUUGGUUCUGGAGCUAGAAGGGACAAACUAGCAUGGAAGUUCUGGAAGACUGACAAUGAACUUCUUGAGCAGCAAGCAGAACCUUCAGUGAGCAGUCAAAGCCCUAAGUGAACAGUAGAUGACGCAGCCACCAAAAUUGAUAAAGAGGAGUGACGUAGUAGUUUCCCUGUAUAUGCCAGAGAGACAUUUAAAGCAGCAAUAUUUCACUUCGGCAAAAAGUGGUACAAGCGUCUGCUAUUCAUUUGGAGACAUGCAAUGCAGGUCGUUAGAAGUUUCUGGAAAUUGUGGAAUCUUGCAGGAAUACAUUUAAAUAUUGACAUUCCCAAGUGGUUGCAUAUACUUCAUUUGGACCGGCUUAAUUCAUAUGCAGUGCAAUUGCUUGAGAAUAGAAGCAAAGCCUUUGAACCAACUUAUAUAUACACUAUGGAAAAGGGAUAUUUCUUGCUACCUGAAGGGGCAAAGUCUCGCCAUAAUAUUUGUACCGUUAACAUUAGCAUAUCAGCUCGGCAUUCCUGUUUUGGAAACAGCUUAUAUCUUCCAAACAAAACUUUACCAUUGUCGGGGUGGUUUGAAUUGAGCUUGGAAGUGACAAUUUUUCUGAAGAACCUAUUUUUUCAAUAACUUUUUUUGUUAAGUCCGAGUUUUUAAUUCUUAUUUGGAUAUCUAUUUUGAAAUUUUAAUCUUUGUGGUACUUAUCAAAAAAGAAAGAUUUAAUUUAAUUUUUUUUGUGGAAUCCAAGUGUCUGUAGGUAAAAACCUAGAGUACAGAUUAAGAACAUCUGUGGUUUAAUGUUUAUUUGUUUGUUGACAAGCUAGACUCACUGAAAACAAUUGUGUCAAUGGCUUUUUUUGGAAGAUAAUGUCCUAGCAUUCUUCUAGGCAUAAUACGAGGUUUAUAACUAGAUAUGUGCUUGGUUGAGACAAUUAAAAGCUUAACACUGGCAUUUGCAUCAUCAUUUUGGUUGAACUUCAUCAUUUUUGUCAAACUGUUGUUGUACUUCAGAAUUUGAGUUAUAUGUGUAUACGUAUAGGAGCUGUGUACUAUAAUAAUGUAAUUGAAUGGAUAUUUUCUUAUUACCAGGUGGCAGCAACUCCUCAUAAACAGAAUCGUCGGAUAUGAUAGUAUUUUGAUGAAUAGUUUAUUGACUUCUCCUUGUUAAGGUAGCAUAUUCUGUAAUAGUGAGAAAUUUUAUGACAAAAAUAGUUCGUCUGAUCUAUAGAGCCUUUUUUUUUUCCCUUUUCUUUUGGCAACAUGUAACUUAUCAGGAAGAAAAAAAAGUUAUAAGGUUUAUGGAUGACAGUUGAUCUGAUUUAUAUU